This is a messenger RNA of Leucoraja erinaceus (little skate), 2288 nucleotides long. RefSeq names its product protein downstream neighbor of Son-like. The record is from RefSeq and is a predicted model, not a curated record. Gene Ontology annotation, cellular component: nucleus. NCBI's taxonomy places the organism in Eukaryota, Metazoa, Chordata, Chondrichthyes, Rajiformes, Rajidae. Gene Ontology annotation, biological process: nuclear DNA replication. The transcript is spliced from 9 exons. The coding region runs from base 62 to 1987 and encodes 641 amino acids.
CUGCUGGCGGCGCGGUGCAGGCUGGGAUGUGAGUUCCCCCCAGCCCCAGGCCGCCGUCAUCAUGGUGGGCACCUACUGCUGCGUCCCGGGAUGCUUCAAUAACACGCUCAAGAACAAGGAGCUCUCCUUCCACAUCUUCCCCAAGGACGAGACGCUGCGAGGUGUCUGGAUCCGCAACUUGUCGUGCCUGGACGAGAGGAAAUUUAGCGUGUGGCAGCCGAAAGCCCAUCACAAAGUGUGCGACGCUCACUUCGCAGGAGGCAAGAAGACCUACAUGAACAAUGUGCCCAUCGUCUUCCCGCUGAAGGCCGAGAGAGUCCGCAGGAAGGAGCAGGCCAGCCAGUCCUCGCCCUCAGGUCAGCUGACACACGGUGGAAACCAUUUUAACAAUCCCCAGAAUGUCUUGGCAUUUCAUAAGAAGGCAAAACAAAAGUAUGGCCAGAGACAACACAAGAACCUUCCAAAAAUAAUUAAAGUUCCCUUUGCUGGUCCUACAGUUCAGAAGGAAGGAUCAGUUGUUACAUCUUUAUCAUUGAAUCAUCAAGAAGGUGAAGAUGAAAGAGCACGUUUUGAGGCUGCACAGACACUACUGGAUAUCUUCAAAGUUAAUUCGGGCUGUGAGGGCGUUCAGAUGACCUCUGUGUGUGAGGCAUUGCAACAAAUAAAUGAAAAGCUGAAUACGGAGAUUGCUGAUUUAAAAGAUGAACAUGGGUAUCUCCAGGCAGAAUAUAAUCAAAUUAGCAGUCAGUUGAAGAGAUUUAAAGGUGGUGAAUCCAAAUGUUGCAGUCAGAUUCCACUUUAUUCAACAUCUCCUUGGUUGCAGAUUAAAGAAUCGGGUGAAUGUAGUGAAGUUCAGCCCAGUGUUUACUCAAAUGGCUCUACUGAUUGGAGUAUAAAGACAAGAAUCCUCAUUACGUCACCUACUCCUUUAUCCUGGGCAAAAGCAUAUAACAAAGUGUUACCAGACAGUGGAUUCAUAAACGGAACGGCAAUAAAAGGCAAAGAAGUUCACAUUAAACAGGAACCUGAUGAUAGCCCAACAGCAACAUGUGCCUUCCAACAAAGUCUGAGAUACUGGAUGUACCCAAGGUUGCCCUGGCUGCAGCUUUUCCCAAGAAUUGGAGUUAACAGUGUAUCAGUUGAUGAUGCCUUACAGUGGAAUCCAGAUUACAAGAUACAGAAUAUUCUAAUGAAAGACUGGUUGUCAACCUUUAGCUCACUCUUUGACCUUCUGCAAUCUGGUCAUUGCCCUUUCUUUUAUAUCUGUACAUACCAAUUCACAGUACUCUUCAGGGCUGCUUUUGAAUCCAGAAGAGAAUCAAUUAUUGCCUUGUUGUAUCCAGCAAGUGUGGAAGUUUUGGAAGCGAUGAGAUUGUCAGAAGUUGUCUUUUCAACAUAUUUGGUGGAGCACUCUCAGGAAGGUGGUCACAUGAAUCUUUCUUUGCUAGAAGGGCAUGGAUUAACGCAUCAUAAACCAGCUUUCCUAAAUAAUGAAGGAAGUGUUAACCAAACCAACCAUACACAUUCUUUAUGGAUUGAAAAGACUUCUGUGACAGAAUCUGAGGAAGGUUUUGCUACAGAAAACUCAUCAGGAUGCUAUCUACAUCAUCAACAACAGGAUAAGCAGCUUAAAUUCCUAGUUGUUGUUGAAGGGUCCUCUGCAGAGUCCUUGAUCACUUUUUUAAUGAACUCGUCACAUACAGUUGCACAAGAGGGUGUACAAAGAGGCCUGCCACCAACAUUGCUUUGCCCAGUUGCCUUCCCUGGAGCUUCUUUGCAAUUGUUACAGGUUGCCAAUACAUGUGGAAAAGUCAAGAGUUGCCUUGGUUCUAUCGACUCAAACAGUUUAGAGAUUACAGGUCCCAUUCUUCCUCACUCUAUAGACUGUAUUAAUCGCAUUCUCCAGUCUAAUGAACAUGGUGAAACAGUAACUGUUGUUAAUGUUCAUGAGUGUACCUCUGUCUUCAAUGUAAAUUUACCUAGUUAGUAUUUGGCUUUUGACUAAUAUUAUGGAUGCUAAUAUAUCAUUAACAUGGCAUAUGAAGGAAACCCAUUGGAUAUGAACUGUUAUUAAUAGUUUCACAUUUUAGUAUAUCCUUUGAGGCUAAGUUAUUGCAAAGCUAACAAAAUAAUUGGAAAUGGAUGGAAAAAAUGAAUAUGCUCAAAAUAAGGACACUAAUCAUAGAUUAGUCACUAUGAAAUUUCCUUUAAGGCAAAAAUUGGCUCAUUGUGUAAAUUGCUAGUUACAUUUCCCAUUUACUGUUCCAAUUAUAAUGAAGAUUAAAUAU